AUGGGUGUGGAGCUCAGCACUUUAAAUAUGCCCCCAUGGCGAGGUGCUGGAUACUUCGGGAGGAAAUAUCGACAGACUCUGCCCCUUCCCCCUGGGCCUAAGCAGUACCCAAUCGUCGGGAAUUUAAAUUUACCAAACAAGGACCAAUGGAUUGUAUACGACAGGAUUGCAAAGGAACACAAUUCCGAUAUCAUUCACAUUCGUACAUUUGGUAGCUCACUUAUUGUGUUGAACUCGUUUGCGGCAGCCGUGGAUCUCCUAGAUCGUCGAUCCCGUAUUUCUUCCAGUAGACCGGCAGCCACAAUGUUAUAUGAUUUAAUGGGCUGGAAGUCCAUGUUUAGCAUUCAGCCAUACGGUCAAGAGUGGCGCGACCGUCGGAGAGUGUUUUGGCAAGAAUUCCACCCGGAACAUGGCCAAAGGCAUCAUCGCCCAAUUCAACUCCACUACUCACGGGAACUCGUUCGACGUCUUUAUGAUUCCCCGCUCGAAUUCCAGGCGCACAUCCGACACACAAUCGGCGCAUCCAUAAUCUCAAUUGCCUAUGGUCUGGAUGUCCAGGGAAAGGAUGACCCAUACAUCACAAUUGCCAACAACGCUCUGGAGUAUCUUGAUAUCUCGUUUGCGGGCACCUUCAUGGUCGACGUCUUCCCCAUUCUAAGGCAUGUACCGCGAUGGAUGCCGGGUGCGGGCUUCCGGGCCACCGGAGAGCGUGCAACACACGCUCUUAACUUGUCGAUUGAAGUCCCAUAUUUGCAGACACUCAAAUCACUCACGGAAGGUCACGGAGAGUCAACAUUCGUCCAUCGAGCCUUGAGUCGUGGAGAAAUACCAAGCGGCGGGCAGGAAGAGAGAGUUAUAAAGGAGUCAGUAGCCGCGGCAUACAUUGGUGCUAAUGAAACCACCCCGUUCCCACUUACGAUUUUCUUCGCCAUCAUGGCACACAAUCUGGACGUACAAACGAAAGCGCAACGAGAGCUUGAUCAAUAUCUUGAUCAUCGUUUCCCUGAUUUUGAGGACCAGCCUCAUCUCCCGUAUAUUUCCGCGGUGAUGCUGGAGACAUUAAGGUGGGAACCCAUGACACCACUUGGUCUCGCACAUGGUCUUAUCUCCGACGACAAGUUCAGAGGGUAUUACCUUCCUAAAGGGUCCAUCGUUUUCUACAACGUUUGGGCAAUACUCCGCGAUGAAACAAUAUUCCCUGAACCCGAUAAAUUUAACCCUUCGCGCUUCUUGAAGGAUGGCUUGAUUGACACUCAACUAAAGGACCGUGUCAUGAGUUCGUUCGGCUUCGGGAGAAGGCACGUAGUAUCCAUUCUAUGUUUAUAUCAACCUCACGUCAGGAAGUAUCUUAGGAUCUGCCCAGGUCGGUAUUUCGCUAUGGAUACCCUCUGGUUAAGUAUGGCAUCCAUACUCUCGGUCUAUACAAUCGGAAAACCGGUUGAUGAAAGCGGACGGAAAGUUGAUAUCGCCCUCAAAUAUAAGGCUGGUCUCAAUCGGUUCAUUGCCCGUUUUGCAUUCUUUCUCUGUGCUGACGAAUCACCAUACAUAGGCACGUACUCCCGUUCGAAUGCUCGAUCAAGCCUCGUUCUCGCGAAGCUGAGGAACUCAUUCUUGAUUUGUCUCGGCUUUGAUUUCGCUACAGUAUCAACCGUCAGCUUGGGUGUGCAUUAG
Messenger RNA from Pleurotus ostreatus (oyster mushroom), 1671 nucleotides. RefSeq lists its product as uncharacterized. The record is from RefSeq and is a predicted model, not a curated record. The coding region runs from base 1 to 1671 and encodes 556 amino acids. Gene Ontology annotation, molecular function: heme binding; monooxygenase activity; oxidoreductase activity, acting on paired donors, with incorporation or reduction of molecular oxygen. The transcript is spliced from 11 exons. Lineage: Eukaryota; Fungi; Basidiomycota; Agaricomycetes; Agaricales; Pleurotaceae.